Messenger RNA from Penicillium pulvis, 2898 nucleotides. It is a transcript of the gene atg1, whose product is annotated as serine/threonine protein kinase ATG1. The transcript has 3 exons. Gene Ontology annotation, cellular component: autophagosome; cytoplasm. The record is from RefSeq and is a predicted model, not a curated record. Gene Ontology annotation, biological process: autophagy; peptidyl-serine phosphorylation; protein autophosphorylation. Gene Ontology annotation, molecular function: protein serine/threonine kinase activity; ATP binding. The coding region runs from base 1 to 2898 and encodes 965 amino acids. Lineage: Eukaryota; Fungi; Ascomycota; Eurotiomycetes; Eurotiales; Aspergillaceae.
AUGACUUCCCAGCACACCCGGAAGCCUCGCGAGUCCACCCGCCCCGAAAUGUCUAUCGGGCGAUACACACGACUCGAUGAGAUCGGUCGAGGGAGCUUUGCAACAGUCUAUCAGGGUGUUCAUACUAAAUCACGCACCUUUGUAGCCAUUAAGUCUGUGAACAUGUCAAAGCUGAACAAGAAGCUGAAAGACAACCUUUCCUCCGAAAUCGAUAUUCUCAAGGGCCUGCAUCACCCGCAUAUCGUCGCACUUAUCGACUGCCACGAAUCCACCUCGCAUAUCCAUCUGGUUAUGGAAUACUGUGCUUUGGGGGACUUGUCACUUUUCAUCAAACGUCGUGAUACUCUUGCUGGUCAUCGGUACACUCGUGACAUGAUUGCCAAAUACCCGAAUCCACCAGGCGGAGCGCUGAAUGAGGUCGUCACUCGACAUUUCCUGAAACAACUUGCUAGCGCAUUGCAAUUCCUACGAGAUCGGAACCUCAUCCAUCGCGAUAUCAAGCCACAAAACCUCCUACUUUGUCCUUCACCUUCCUCGUACCGGAGUGGCACGGCCCAGGUCGUUCCUUUCAAAGGUAGCGAUGACUCUUACGAGCCGAUUACAGGCCUGGAGUCUCUACCAAUGCUCAAGAUUGCCGAUUUUGGGUUCGCGAGGUCCUUACCAGCGACUUCGCUAGCGGAGACUUUAUGCGGGUCUCCGCUUUAUAUGGCGCCUGAAAUCCUUCGGUACGAAAAGUACGAUGCCAAAGCUGACCUUUGGUCUGUCGGAACCGUGCUUUAUGAGAUGGUUGUUGGACGACCUCCGUUCCGUGCAACAAACCAUGUCGAGCUACUCCGCAGGAUUGAAAAGGGAGAAGAUCGAAUCCGAUUCCCAGAGGAAAACCCAGCCUCGGAUAAUAUCAAGAAGCUGAUUCGGGGCCUCUUGAAGCGGAACCCAGUGGAACGAUUGAACUUUCCCGAGUUCUUUAAUAAUAAUGUUAUUACUGAUAUUAUCCCCGGCUUGGUGGCUGACGACGCACCACAGCCACGACGCCUCUCUACAGAGGAUCUCAAUGAACCGAGGCCAUAUAGGGUCGAGUCUCGACCAGAUUCAAAGUCCGAUAAAGAUUCACCAUAUCUUGCAGAUCAAGAAGAGCCUAUGACAUAUCCGUCUUCCCAUCGAGCUUCCAUCAAUCGUCAGAAAUCAACAGACGCCCCAUUGGCCUCUUCACCGAUGCGUCGGACGGGUAGUGCAGAUAGGCCGGCGUCGGGCAUUUCUAAGGAGCAUCCCCGAGGUAAUACUCCACCGCAACGACCAGGUGCAAUUACCCAUGCUACCGCUCCCGGACGACAGGAGCUUAUUGACCGGAAUACUGCGGCUACUGUGAUGGACCGACAGCGAAACCGGAAUACGUAUUCUGGGCCGUCCAAGCUACAAGUUGACCGAUCCCAGGCCGAAAAUGAACGAGCGGCCCAAGAAGUCGCAUUUGAGAGAGACUAUGUUGUUGUGGAAAAGCGGGCCGUUGAAGUCAACGCAUUUGCUGAUGAGCUGGCCCACAGUCCACGCAUUCAAGGUGGAUUUGCCCGGGGACAGUUAGGCGCUACAUCUCGGCGUGCAACUACCCAGGGGCUGCCAACCGUAUCAUCAAAUUCCCCGCAUGGAAACGCUUCCAAGGCUAUGCAGAUUGUUUCUAACCGCGCCCGAGCAGACUCAACGCAUCAGCGCCAACAUUCAUAUGAGCGCCGGUAUGGACAGAGCCCAACAUCGGCAACAUCGGCUAUUUCCAAAGCUCUGAACAUGGCUAGUGGCCGUCUUUUUGGUAUGGGCUUUUCGCCUCCGAUGGCUGUCACCAAAGGAGGGCGAUCACCACCUCUAGCCUAUAACCCAUUCCCGGCAUAUCCAGCUGCUCAAGCGAGCCUGAUGCUUAUGGGAGAAGGGACUAAGACCAAUGCUGCUGUUGAUGAAGACUACAGGACAGUUUCAGUAAUUGAAGAAUGUGCAACCCGCAGUGAUGUUGUCUAUGGAUUCGCCGAAGUGAAGUACAAGCAGCUUAUCCCGCUGGCACCUUCAGCAAACAUUGAUCCCUCGAGGCCGACUGGAGUUACCGAUGCUGAUGAGUCCGGUGACGAUGGCUUGACAGUCGACGCUAUUGUGACCCUUUCCGAAGAAGCACUGGUUCUGUACGUCAAAGCCCUGUCAUUACUUGCAAAGUCCAUGGACAUUGCAGGGGCAUGGUGGUCAAGGAAGAACCGAGAAGAUGCUUAUGGAGAUCAUUCGAGCCGAGGCGAUGGCACCAGCGCGCUAGCUGGUACUCGCAUCAACAACGUCGUCCAGUGGGUCCGAAGCCGUUUCAACGAAGUGCUAGAGAAGGCCGAAUUCGUCCGCCUAAAGCUUAUUGAAGCACAGAGGCGAUUGCCACCCGAUCAUCCUGGUCAUCCAGAUAACCGUUCUGUGGGGUCUACUGCGGCCUCUUACGGAUCAACCGAUGUUGUCGUCAGCCCCGGCGUUACCGCAGAGAAGUUGAUGUAUGACCGAGCAUUGGAGAUGAGUCGGGCCGCAGCAAUCAAUGAGUUGACUAGUGAAGAUCUUGCCGGGUGUGAAAUUGCUUAUGUUACUGCUAUCCGUAUGUUGGAGGCAGUUCUUGAGGAUGACGGAUCACAGUCGGCCUCAGGAGUUGCGGGCAUUCAAGCCUCCUACGGAAGUGACAAGACCUCCUCGGACGAUAUGCAGGGGGAGGAUCGCCAGAUUGUCGUCAAAUUGGUCUCUAGCAUGCGUGGCCGCCUGACGUCUCUCCGCAAAAAGCUUGCUGUCCUCUCUAAACGAUCAUCAGUGCCAACACCCUCGACGGGUGGUGGUCGGAUGCCAUCUUCUAAUUUGGUCCCCAUCUCACAUGCCACAGGGGCCACACCUCCUCGAUGA